AUGGCCAGCAACAAGCAGUUAAAGCAGCGUCGAAGGGGGGACUACGGGUACAUCCUAGACUACCGGACACGAUGGGCCGAUAAUGAUAUGUAUCAGCACAUGAACAAUAGCGUCUACAACUUCCUAUACGACUCCGUGGUCAACGCCUACCUGAUCGAGCACUGCGGCCUAUCUCCCUUACGUUCUGAUCAGUACGGCCUUGUCGUACACUCACACAGCGACUACUUUGCUUCGAUUGCGUACCCCGCAGUCGCUCAAUUAGCGCUGCGAGUGAACAAGUUGGGGAAGUCAAGCGUCACCUACGAAAUUGCCUUGUUUGAAAAGGGAGUGGACGAGGUGAGAGCAGUCGGGGAGUUUACCCACGUCUUUGUCGAGAGAUCUACCGGUCGUCCAACCGCAUCCGGAAUGGAGGACGAAAUGCGGAGGGGUCUACAGCGACUUCUGAUGGUGGAUGGUAGGGGAAACAAGCUCUAA
Molecule: messenger RNA, 474 nt
Organism: Colletotrichum abscissum
Lineage: Eukaryota; Fungi; Ascomycota; Sordariomycetes; Glomerellales; Glomerellaceae
Product: thioesterase superfamily protein
Exons: 3
Coding region: 1-474 (157 amino acids)
Cellular component (GO): mitochondrion
Molecular function (GO): fatty acyl-CoA hydrolase activity
Source: RefSeq, a predicted model, not a curated record